Molecule: messenger RNA, 5793 nt
Organism: Trametes versicolor FP-101664 SS1
Lineage: Eukaryota; Fungi; Basidiomycota; Agaricomycetes; Polyporales; Polyporaceae
Exons: 6
Coding region: 1-5793 (1930 amino acids)
Source: RefSeq, a predicted model, not a curated record
AUGGUGUCGCAGCAUCGCCAGCAGCCAUCGCGGCUCUUCAUCCCGCCCAACCUCAACCUCCAGCAGCCCAUGUCUUUUGCAGAAAAUGCUCCCCUUUUCUCCCCAGCGCUGCCCACAGCAAUCCAGCAAGGCAUGCACCCUCAAUUCGCGUUCGGUGGCCAGGGACACCCUCUCCAAACCCCCAUGCAACCUGGCUUCUUCCCACCUCCACCCGGCGCGCCCGGGCGACCGUCACUGCACAGAAGUCAUCCCAGCGUCAUGCAGCUCGCUGCAGCUGGCAUAAUCCCGCCACCUGGCAUGCCAAUGACACCCCUUGGCCACCAGGGCAUGCCCAUGACACCGUUGGGUCAGAACGGCUUCCCACCACAGAUGACCCCCGGUAUCGCGCCGUUCGCACCUCCGUUUGUCCCCAGGAGUAAGCGGUCGGCAAGCAUGAGCGUGGGUGGGCCUCCGAAGGCCGUGCUGGGUGGUCCGCAGCGCAAAGUGAGUCCAAUGCCUCCUGCAGCUCCAGCCACGCCCGUGGCGCCCGCGCCGGCCCCAAAGCAGAAGAAGGUGGUUGUCAACUUCCCUCGCGAAACGAUUCCCGCGGAGGGCGACGAACCGCCAAAGCGUGCGUCUUUUGCUAGAACGGCUCUUUCACCGUCGGAAAUCGCGGAGCCAGUCGAAAUCAGGCAUCCGGAGACGAGCACUAUCGAACUAUACCCACCGGACUCCUGGAGAUACCACUUGCCGUCGACCGUGGACGUGUUCCUGCCUGGCAAAGCUUCAUGGGACGGAAUCAAGCAGAGGAUAAUAGAAGAGAAGCUGCAGCGACUUGGGGUAGAGCGUGGAAGUGGCAGCAGCAGCACCAUCCCUCAAAUACACGCUCCCCACGCGCGUGCUGCCUCGAUCUCGUCGCCGGCCGAUCCCGCGCUUCUCUUCUUCAAACUGAACAAGCUCCAGCAAUCUCAGAACGCGUCUGCAGCGAAUUCGCUAUCGACCUCUCCGCAACCCCCUACACUUUCUCCGUCUCCGAACGCCUUGCCCCCUCGUCUUCAGAAUCGACACGGACAUAGCAUGUCACUGGCCCAGCCUCCUUCACAUCAGUCGUCGAUGUUCAACCCCGCCGGAUUCAAUCCGUUCGGGCCAAAUGCGAUCCUGGGCUCUGAUCAGGUCCUGCCGCGUUUAUCGCCAGCGCCUGGUUUGGCGCCUCCGGAGACUAUCCAUGCGCCACAAGGUCGUGUCCCCACGAAUGUUGCUUCGCUUGCGCCACCGCCGUCUCAAUCGCGGCCCGAGAGCCGACCAGACUUUAUGCGCGGGUUCGGGGUUGAGAUUCCUGAGGAGGAAGAACCGGAAGAAGUACCGCACGGGCAGGAAGAGGUCCAGGAAGACGAAGCGGUUGUCGAGACUGCAGAGGCUGACAUGUCUAUGGCAUCAGUGGAAGAGACCGACCAGGAAGACGAACAAGAUGGGUUGAGCACGGUCGCUCAAAGCCGAAUUCACUCCCGACAUAUCUCGAAGCUCUCCGUUGCGCUCUCUCUUCGGUCCGUUGGCGGAAUGGUUGAUGACGACGGUACGAUCCCGGAGCACGAGGUCGUGCCCGUGCGAAGCCCCACUGGGGAGAUGGAAGUCGAGGAUCUGGAUGGGGAUGGGGAUGUGGACGCGGAUCAAGAAGCUGUGGGCGAGUGGACGGGUUCAGAAGACCUACGGACGGGCCCUGAGACGUCGGACGACGAGAGCAUUGGCGAAUGGUCUAAUCCUUCAGACGAGGAGCGUGCACGGACAGAGCGCCUGCAUCGCCGUAUGAUGCGUCGCGUGAAGCAGGUCAAGCAAGAGCUCGAGAUACCUCGCCGGCUGCCCAACUUCCCGCGUCCGCCAUCACUCUCCAUGCAGGUGCCCGGCAUGGGCGCAGCGGCGGACGACGAUAUUGUCUCUAACCCGAGCGAUGAGGAGCAUGCUUCCUUUGUGGACCCGUAUUUCCCUCGCCCACAGUCUGACCACAGCGUAGGCCGCCCUCUUCCGCCCCUUCCGCAUUCACGUAGCGGCUCGCAGUACUCUGCACAAACCGGACAUGAUCCUGCUCUUGCGCAUUCGCGGCAUCCAUCGGAACAGUAUCUCACGCCGGGUGGUCUUCAGCCACGCCCUCCUCAACCCCAGUCCGCGGCCCCUCGUACAGACUCGCUCAAUCCGUUCGCGAAGCCAUUCGUGUUCGGGGCAAGCCGUCAGUCAGGAACCUGGUCUGUCGGUGCCCUCUCCGGAUCACCCUCAGCGACACCCCCGACACAUACCAGGGCACCGUCAUUGGGCAAGCCACUCAAUGCUGCCGCGCAGGAGUUCAAGCCCGGAAACUUCACGUUCCGCCCACCGUCUGGUGUACCCCAGCUCUCAUUCCCACAACCACAGGUACAGGUGCCUCGACCGCUGCCGACUCCCCCGCUCGUCAUGCCAGAGCCUGCACGCGCCGCUCAAGGUCGCGAGAAGAGACAACGGCGCAGCCUCAGCGGUUCAAUCGAGAGCGACGACGAGGAUGGCCACAAUACGAUGACGUCGUUCAAGUUCCCGCCACCUGCGGACGAAACGCGCAACGUGCGACACUCAGCUCCUGCGAGCCCGCCCGCUACCAGGGACGCCGGUCUCAACGCCGCUGCGAAGCCUUUCACAUUCUCGGGCUUCUCUGGUACCCUGCCAUUCAUGGCGCAGCAUACCGACAACCUGCCGCAGUCUCCAGAGCUCAGCGAUGACGAGGAAAACGACGAGAACAGGCCGCUGGUGUCUAUGCCUGUGCCGCAGAUCGGUGCGGAGGAGUUGCCUUUCCCGCCCGCCUCGAAGCCCAGGCGUGCGCCGAUCCCGCUCGACUUUACGCAUCCGGUUUCGACCAACACCGUCCCUGCAGGUCUGUUCAAGGCGCUCGUCAACAACGACGGCGAGGAGCGCACGCGCAGAACAGUUCGGUCGAGGCUCAGCUCACGCGACAUCUACGAGCACAGCCCGAGGCAGUCUCUCGACGACCUGCACGUUCCCCCGAUCUCACAGCGUAUCAGCCGCGGCGGGAGGUUGUUCACCGAUCCUGGCUUCCGCGAUCAGUCACCAGAGCGCGACGACGUCUUCAGCGUACGCCGGCCUCGCCGCUCUUCGCUGCCGCCGCGCCACCAGGACGACGAUGAAGACUCGCUCUCGGACAUGUCCAUCGCGCCGGUUAACCUCGCGCGGCGUGUUGAGAUGCAUCAAUACGAGCUUCGCCUGGAGAGGCUUCUGGAGGAGAAGUUCGAGGGGAUUUCGCGGGCGCUCGAUCAGUACAAGCAGGCACCCGGCAGUCAAGCGCUCAACCCGUCGACCGAGGCCAUGAUCUCGGAGGUGGUCUCCCUCUUCCGUGCUCAACUGCAGGAAUCCGCAGCGAAGGGUCUUGAGGACAGCCAGAUGGACGCACGGGGCGAGCUCGACUUUGAAGUACUCAAGGGCAUCAUCGAGCAGAGCCAGGAGGAGACCCGCUCCACCCUCAGGAGAGAGAUCGCAGGCAUCCUCGAAGUUCCGCGGGAACGCGACACGGAGAUCCGCCAACUUGUGGAGGAGCUCAGCAACCGGACGAUCAACUCAUUGGCCUCGGCGAUGUCUCAGCUCGGUGCACGCAUCCAGUCGAUGGAGACGACGCGGGCACCCUCGGUGAACCGUGACCAGGUCGUGCAGGAGCUCUUGCAGACGCUGCUGCCUCACAUCUCUGCGUUGCGUGCAGAUCCGGUUGACUACGACGUGCUCACCGGCCGGCUCGCGCAGGCGGUGAAGCCCCAUAUCUCGCAGCUCAUCGACCUUGCAUCGGACAAGCGCGAGACCGCCAAUCUCAUCGUGAACCAACUGGUCCCGAUCCUACCCUCCUUGCAGCCCAACAUCAACUUGGAUGCCGUGGUUGGUCGGCUCACGUCGGAGCUGAGGUCGAUCGUGGGUCCCCUGGACCCGCACGAGAUGAAGGAGCAAGUGUCAGACCUCGUCGUCGAGCGUCUCGAUUCUCGUUUGGCCGUACGCGACCGCGCACUCAACGUCGAUACGAUGUCGGAGCGCGUCGUGGAGAACGUCCGUGUCCUUCUUGCUCCUCUCGCUGACAUGCAGCGCAAGAUUGAGGAGCUCGCGACCGUGCAGCCUGCCCAAGUCAUUGCUCCUCAGCUCGACACUGCCUCUCUUCGGCAAGACAUCCUCGGCGUCCUCUCUGACCUGCCUCAGCGGCUGGUCGCGGCAACUGAAGCUCUCGGUAGCGCGCAGACCGAGUUCAAAGUGCGCGCAGACCGCGUCGACAAGGAUUCGGGCUCCAUCAAGGCUCUCCAGAACGUCGAGGCUGCCAUCUCGAGCGUCGCCAACGACCACAAGAAGCUCGUCUCACAAAACCAGGAGUUCUCCGAGUUCUGCAAUGACAUCAUCAAGCACAUCAACAGCCUCCCCGAAGCGAUGGUCGAGGCCACGAAGGUCCUCCAAAACGCGCACGCCGACUUCGCUUCCCGGGACACGUCGCAGAAGGACUCGGAGGAGAUCCGCAGGCUCAUGGCGACCACCGCGGAGCUGCAGGUGCAGCUCGCGAAGGCCCGCGGUGCACAUGGCCAGGUCCGUGUCGAGAAGGACAUGCUCAGCGAGCGCGUCAAGGUGGCCGAGUCAGAACGUGAACGCCUACACUCACGUGUAGAGACGCUGCAAAACUCCGUGUCGAACAAGGCGGCGGAGGCGGCGGCAUUGGAGGCAAAGAACAUCGAGCUCGAGGAGGCCCUCAACAGAGCACUGGACCGCAUCAAGGCGGCGGAUGUGCAAGCCCAGAGCCAGCAGGAGCGGCUUUCCGAGCUGGAGAAGGCCAGGCACGAAGUUAUGCUGGAGAAGCACCAGUUCAAGGCCAAGAUGGAUGCUCUCGAACUCAAAGUCACCUUCGCUACGCGGGAGAAGGAAGCGCUCGCCGACGAGCUGGCUGCGCAGAGGAGGCAGAACGACGAACUGCUCUCGCAGCAAGACCGGUGGGACGAGCUUCGCCAGGCGACAGAGCAAAUCCAAGCGCUUGCCAACAUGACCAGCCAAGCGGACCAGGAGGAGCUGAAGGAGCUCAGGCGCAUCCGGGACCGCAGCAAGGUUCUCGAGGGCGAAAACACUGCACUCCAGCGGCGUGUCAAGGACUACGAGACCAAGAUCACGAACAACGACAAGCUUGCGCAGACGUCCAGGCAGAGCCUUGUCCAGGCACGUCAGCGUGCGGAGGAGUGGGAGAGGCGAGCGAAGGAAGCCGAGGGCCGACUCGAGGUUACGCAAACCAGCCUCGACCAGGUCGAGCAGUCUCACUCACAACUCGACGCCGACUACUCCCUUGUCAAGCUGCAGCUCGAGGAGCGGGACGCCGAAGAGCGGCUCGACAAGGACCGCCAAAACAAGCUCCGCGACCAGAUCGCCUCUCUGGAAGGCCAGGUCGCACGUCUGCAAGCGGAGGUCGACAAGGCCAAGAAAUCUCCCAACCCGACCCCGAACGUCCUCCAGCCCGUGGCGCGCUAUCAAAACGGCCAGACGCACCACACGCCCGCGCGGCCCGACUCGCGCGCGAGCACCGUGUACAACCGCAGCCGCGCGGUCACCCCGAAGGCGCAGUACAACGGGACGACAAACGACGUGCGCGUGGCGACGCCCCCGCAGGCGUCCGUGCGCGACUCGAUACACGCGCCCUGGCGGCAGGCCGCAGCGAUCACGCCCAUGUCCAAGGGCGGGCUGAACUCGAAUCCGUACUUCCGUGCGCCGUCCCCAACGCCGAGCACGGUCUCGGUCGCGCCCACGCUCGGCGACGACGGCUGGUGGCAAUAG